This is a messenger RNA of Rhododendron vialii, 1908 nucleotides long. RefSeq lists its product as uncharacterized. The transcript is spliced from 2 exons. NCBI's taxonomy places the organism in Eukaryota, Viridiplantae, Streptophyta, Magnoliopsida, Ericales, Ericaceae. Bases 97 to 1689 code for a protein of 530 amino acids. Gene Ontology annotation, biological process: response to aluminum ion; response to acidic pH. The record is from RefSeq and is a predicted model, not a curated record.
GAAUUCCCCACUAUAUAAAACCAGCAAAAACGCCAGAACGAAAAGCUUCCACUGAGACCAAACCCUAACCACAAAUUUUCUCGGCUCCCUCCUACGAUGUCAAACUCCGGCGACUUUCACCGUAUCCCGUUCCAGUCCCCGCCCAGGCCUCCGGAGAACUACCAGCGGGACCCGCUGCUCAACCUCUCCGCCGUCCGAUCCCGAAUGGACUCGCUCCAGCGGUUCCUAUCCGAUUCGGUCAAUAGGAAUCAUCUGAUCGGGAAAGACCAGAUGGAGAUGGUGUCCACGGAGAUCUCCGCCGCCAUCCACCAGAUCAUCGUCAACGGCGCUGCCCUCCUCGCAUCCACCGCCCAAAUCAAUCGCGCUCCGCCAGAUCUGAAGUUUUUACCUGUCGAUUUACCCGAUGUGGAAACGAAGGCUUCAGUUACAGCGGUGAAUCGGAGUUCAGUACUCAAAGAUGCCACGACAGAUCUUCAAGUUCCAGGUGUCGAGGUCAGUUUAGGCGCACCUAGAUUAUUCCUGGAGGACCAGUCGCACCGUCCACUUGCGGAGGGCCCAACUACAUCAGAUCUUAAAGUUCUAGGUAAUUUAGGGGAUGUUGAAACGAAGAUUUCAAUUUCUGCGAUGGGUCGGUGUUCAAUUAGGGAUACUGCAAUAGAUGUUAAAGUUCCUGGUAAUUUAGGCGAUGCUGAAAUGAAGACUCCCAUGGAUUUGAGUAAUUCAAUAAGUAUGGACCUUAGUCACAUAAUGCGCGAGCACGAGCGAAAGCGUGAGCGCGAGGAGAACGAUAUUGAAAGUGUCUUUAAAAAACAUUUCAAAGGAGUAGAAGCGAAGACUGAGAGUAAGAGCGUAGAGUUAGAAAUGCGCGCGGAAGUGAAGGGUCCUAUAUGUGACUUAGGUACGGACAUGAAAGGAGUUGUGGGGAUGAAAGUGGAGGAGGAAGAGAUGAAGGAGGAGAUUAUUACUCCGGGUGAGGAGGACUGGGAUAUCAUCGAGCUUGAUGCAGUUGAAUUGCUAGCAGAACACAUUCAUUUCUGCGAUGUAUGCGGGAAAGGAUUCAAGCGUGACGCAAAUCUUCGGAUGCAUAUGCGGGCCCACGGGAACCAGUUCAAGACCCCCGAGGCAUUGGCGAAACCGGAGAGGAGUUCGUGUGAGCUUGAUAACCGGAGGAAUAAAGCCACCCGGUUUUCGUGUCCGUUCUCGGGGUGUAACAGGAAUAAGUCGCACAAGAAGUUUCGACCGUUGAAAUCAGUGAUUUGCGUGAAGAAUCACUUCAAGAGGAGCCACUGCCCGAAGAUGUACUCGUGUAAUAGAUGCAACAAGAAGAGUUUUUCUGUGGUGGCCGAUUUGAAGAGCCACUUGAAGCAUUGUGGGGAGACCAAGUGGAAAUGUACUUGUGGGACCACGUUUUCGCGCAAGGAUAAGUUGUUUGGUCACAUGGCACUUUUUGAAGGCCAUAUGCCGGCGGUGGUGGAGGAGGAGGGGAAAGGGGCGGCCGCAGUGGCCACAGUGGUGGUAGAGGAGGAUGAAGAUGAUGAUGAUCAGAGGAGGGAGGUUGAAACAGGGGAGAAUGGAUUUUUUGAUGGAUUGCUUGAUGGGUUUGAUUCGAUUGAGGGAUAUUGUUUGCAGGAGGCAUUGGGAUCUCCAUAUGGUUUAGGUGCUACAAUGAAUGACUUCUUUAACUUUUGACAUAGCUCAGGUGCAAUUCUUUUACUGUAUGUACCUGUACCUGUAUCUGAUGUUUUUAGCAUUUAGGGAUAUUUGUAUUGUUUGUACUAAUAACCAUUACAGUUCUCCUCGUGGAGUUGUGUUUUUUUGUUCCUCAUAGCUUCUGUUGUUGUUGUUGUAGCUGCUGAUAUUCUUCUGCCUGUUUAGAUUCUGCAAUAAAAUUCAUAUUUUUCCUGGUUC